This is a messenger RNA of Pocillopora meandrina, 1305 nucleotides long. Lineage: Eukaryota; Metazoa; Cnidaria; Anthozoa; Scleractinia; Pocilloporidae. The record is from the annotation of a GenBank genome assembly.
UUUUACAAGCAAUUGAGUAAAGAGGGAGAAAAGUUUGGAUAUCUCGUGAACGGGUCAAAGAGCUGGCUGAUUGUUAAGUCUGAGGCACUUGCAGAUGAAGCGAUGAGGGUGUUUGGAAAUGAAGUCAAUAUAACAACUGAAGGUCAGUGCCAUCUAGGAGCAGUCAUUGCGUCGCAAGAAUAAAAAGAUCAGUAUUGUGAGGAGAAAACUCGCAUAUGGAAAGAGGAAAUCGAACGGCUCUCCGAAAUUGCAAAGAGUCAGCCUCACACAGCGUACAUUGCCUUCACAAAAGGGUGCAAGUCAAAGUUCAGCUACUUCAUGCGCUAUAUAGAUUCGUUUGCGGAUUACGUCGAUCCAAUCCAGGAGGCGAUUGACGACCUACUUCUUCCAACUUUGUUCGGUCAAUCAGAGCCUCUCCCUAACGAGGUGCGUCUACUUGUCGCCUUAACAACGGCUCCAGGGGUCUGGGCAUGCCAGAUUUGAGAGCUGAGGCGCCACAACAGUUUGCUACCUCGAAGUCAAUAACUACUGCGCACGUAGAUUCUAUCACAUCGCAGAGUACAUUUAUGGCGCCAGGCGAAAGCUCUACGGAGGAGCUUAAGAAACAUCAUCAGUCACUUAAGAGGGCGCGCGACAAAGAGAAAAUGGAAAACAUUGACUCAUCUCUUUCCCCAGACCUGCUGCAACUAGUUAAUCAAUCGAGAGACAAAAGCGCAAGUUCUUGGUUAAAUGCGAUGCCUCUUGCAGAUCAGGGCUUAGCCCUUAAUAAGCAGGAGUUCAGAGACUCACUACGCAUACGGUAUAAUUUGCCUCUAGUCGAUCUACCAGGUCUAUGUGUGUGUGGGGUUAAAUUUACUGUAGGCCAUACCCUCUCAUGUAAAAAAGGGGGGCUUUAUAGCGCAGAGACAUGAUGGUGUCCGUGAUUUCUUAACGGCAUUCAUCAAUAAGGUCUGCAACAAUGUGGAAAUUGAACCACGCCUUCAACCCCUCGACAACGAACGGCUAUAUUUGAGAAGUGCCGUCACAAGCUCUGAGGCAAGAUUAGAUAUCAGGGCGGGAGGUUUCUGGUCAAGAGGAGUUACGGUAUUUUUUGAUGUUAGAGUUACGCACGUUAACUUCAAGUGUUACCAGAACAAGACAACAUCUGAAGUAUUCAAGGAGCAAGAGGACGAGAAGAAACGCAAGUACCAGCAGCGGGUGCUAGUUGUAGAGAUGGGUUCAUUCAGAUCUUAUGUAUUUGGAACCAAUGGCGGAAUGGGAAAUGAGUGUCAGCGUUUUCUGAAGCAUCUUGCAGAUAAGAUAGCU